AUGCUGGACGGAGCAUGGACUAAUGGUCUUUCUGACCUCCAGAUUGCCAUCACUGCUGAAAACUACACACACCGCGCAAAGAAGUUAUCCCAAGUCUCUUUCAACAUCACAGAAGAGCCCAUCGUUUCGGUACUCAAGAAUCUCAAAGGCGGAUUUAAUCUACAAGAUGACCUAUCUGAAUUUAACUGCACCAAGUCUAGGAGGUAUAUUUACCCUGCGUUGGGAGGCCACAAACCCCCAGGCCUCCUGGCUGGGCUUGGCGAGACAAACAAUACCACCUUGACGUUUGAGAAUGUGGCUUUGAGCUUGACCAAGUGGAUGCGAGAUCGAGAGUUCUCUUCAUCUUCGGCAGCUCGCAGCAACGCUACGACGACCAUUGUCAUCACACACGUUCAAUGGGAGUUCCUCGGAUUUCCGGCCGCAACGGUCGCUGUGGGCAUUAUAUUUGCUGCGCUUUCUAUUUGGGAGACUCAGUAG
This is a messenger RNA of Fusarium keratoplasticum, 477 nucleotides long. RefSeq lists its product as uncharacterized. The record is from RefSeq and is a predicted model, not a curated record. The coding region runs from base 1 to 477 and encodes 158 amino acids. The transcript is spliced from 2 exons. NCBI's taxonomy places the organism in Eukaryota, Fungi, Ascomycota, Sordariomycetes, Hypocreales, Nectriaceae.